Phialemonium atrogriseum is the source of this 4765-nucleotide messenger RNA. Its product is annotated as Urb2/Npa2 family-domain-containing protein. The record is from RefSeq and is a predicted model, not a curated record. Gene Ontology annotation, cellular component: nucleolus. Bases 79 to 4320 code for a protein of 1413 amino acids. NCBI's taxonomy places the organism in Eukaryota, Fungi, Ascomycota, Sordariomycetes, Cephalothecales, Cephalothecaceae. The transcript is spliced from 6 exons. Gene Ontology annotation, biological process: ribosome biogenesis.
CGACAGACCACCGGGAUUCAAGAUUGGUCGAUAGAGCCGCCAUGAACCACCCGACUCGACGAGUGUACACCGACGAUAAUGGCUCAUGAAAACAAGCCGGGCGAGUUGGCCCUCGUCAAAGCGGCCAGGACCCUCGACCAGGGAGAUGUCGAGACGAUUCCCGACAAGCUUGACCAGAUACUGAAGAUCUUAGAGGUUUAUCCAGGGGGGAACUUCCACGCCGCCGAGGAGGUGAUUGUCCGAUGGCUUCUGAAGAAUAUGAACGGGUCUUCGGCCGACGCGGAGAGGCUUCGACGAUAUCCCCUGACCUGGCGCAUCCUGAGCAUACUGUUCUCCUCGAUCCCUCUCUUUUCCCUGGCAAAGUCCCUGGCAGACAGGCGCUUUGUCAAUGUUCUCCAGGCGGCGGUGAAGGAUCUGUCCGAGGCCGAGGUGCAAAGCUCUUCCAGCCAGGAUGGGGAUUCCUCGGAUACAGUAAUGGCCGACGCAUAUCCCGAUGAGGCUGAAGCUAGACCUUCGAAGAGGAAAAAGCUGGAUCCCGUGUCGUUCGAUCCCGAGACGCAGAGGCAGUUGCCAAGCUGCCUACGAGCAGCUGAGGCCUUGUUCGCGUCGCUCCGGUCACUCCUUGCCCGACUCGAUUCGAAGCCUGAUGGGACCGGCAGAGACGACCCGAUGGGUGCGGAGCACAUCAAGUCGCUGUUCAGCUCCUACACCAACAACUUGAAGGACAUCCUUGCCCCCGCGCUCGCCAUCUGUGAACUGGCCAUGGACUAUACGGAAUUUAGUCCCUACACCGGGCAAGACACGUGGAUCUCAACUAUCUCCAACAUUUUGGAUCUUCAUAUCAAGAAAGAUGGCGAGGUGCUGGAUGUCGCAUCUUAUCUUUCGCGAGCAAGCCUCGGUAUGCUCGGUAGACUGACAGGCACUCUGCGUGACCAGCAACUGGGCUUAGCACUCGAAGUACAGACCAGAUGGGCAAAGGAUCUCAGACGCUUCUUAACCCGCAGCCUGAUGCUCCCAGCCAGGACAGCAUUUGUGAAUCGAGGAACAACGGAAGCUAUAGAGAUUGCGGUUCAGAUGGCAGCUCAAUCUGACGCAGUUUCCUACCCGGUUAUUUUUGACUUGGUUAUCUCGUCGCCUCGUAUCAUCGGCUCUCAAUCGGCGAAGAGGGAGAACGAGGCCUGGGUUCAAGCUGUCUUCGAUAUUAUUCAAGAGUCUCUGCGGUUUAGCACCUCCGAACAAAGACCGGCUUCAUUGCAGGCGAUGAUGGACAUGGUCCAUGGGAGAGAGGUUGUACUCUCUCUGCAGGGCUUGCGUUCGGUCUGCAAAGCAAAUGCUCUCCGUCCCGAUCGGACGCAUUGGACCUUGCUGCUCCGUACCGCCGAGAUCAACCCAGAUGUCUUCAUAGCCGAAGAGCGGCAGGAAUUACUCCACGAGGUUCUAGACCGAACACGAGGGGCCGAUUCAUUAAGUGACGAGGAUCUUGAGACGGCGACGUUGUUCAUCAUCACCUUGGCGGAUGGGUUUGCAAAGGCACGCGACCUGGCAGGUUUCGUCAAGAAAUGGUUCCAGUAUCUCGCCUUCACCGAACCUCAUCUCGAACAGACGACAAAUCGCUACCAUAUAUGGUACAACAAACGGCUCAACCACACGGUCGCCCUCUCACUCCAGAAGUCGAUGAACAUCAAGCAGAUAUCUUCUCUCCUGGACUGGCUUGAUUCGCAGGACGGCUUGGCCGAGGUCGCCGCCCUGGCCCUCAUUCUGGCGGCAAUCUCCAAGGAGAUUACCCAAGUCGAGCUCAUCGACGCCAUUGGCCAGCGCUUGUUCGAGAUGGUUUUCAGCAGGGACCGCCCGGCAUCACUGCCAAUGGAUGUGUCUGUUUGCAUAUGGUCUGUUACCGAGAGCUCCAUUGAGUGGGGAACACUUGAGCAAGCCGAGCUCAUAUGGGCACGGAUAUCACCCGAGCUUAGGGGGGUCCUCGAGAAAUCGCCAUUGGCAGAGGAUGCCACCCUUCAUGCUUUCCGGUGCUCUGCCGCAGCCUGGCUCGCGAGUUACCCUGGAGGCAAGCAUGAAGACGAGGCGGCUGCUACUGCCUGUGGCUUCCUGGAUCGCCUCACCAAUGGAGCUGUCCACCCAGCAGGUCCGGAGCUGAACCCUGCCGCGGCCCCCUACAUUAACUAUCUCUUGGUCGAGUCUCCGCAGCUACUAAGUCUGGUAGUGGAGAGGACCGGCAAAUGCCCGGGCUUCCUCCUGUCCGCUCUCUCUCCCGUUCCACAGGGCAUCAGCAACAACCAGGUUGUUUCCGAAUUUCUCGCAAGCGAAAACAAUAUCAAUAAUCGGAACAUCAUGGACAACUUCUUGGGCCAAAUCAUCGCAACGAUGGAAGGCGAAAAAGAAGGGUGGUCGUCGCCAGUCUUUAGGACGGCGACUGAGUAUUUACUUGCUGUGCCGCUAGAGGCAAUAACGCGCGAGCAACGAGAACAGAUCAUGGGGCUAUUGGUCGACCAGGGACCGCGUCCCGAUUCGGCCGUCAGUCCUGACAUCUCUGAUGUGAAGAGGACGACUAGUUUGAUGGUCAAAAUUAUGAGGAGGCCGACUUUCUAUCCAAACAUAAAAUUCGGACAUCUUUACGAGCUAGCUGCAUAUCUGGCUAAGCUGGCUGGAGUCGAUGGACGUCACGAGAUCGCCGUCUUGGAUGACUGCUUACCACUCCUGAAAGAGCUCGCCAUACUGACGACCAGGCAAAUGACGAGCAACAUCGAGAAGCGGGAGCGGGAAUACCUCCUGGAAGCGGCGUCACAGCCUCCGACUUGGUUUUCCGGCCGCCCUUACCACAAUCGGAUCGUCCGCAUGGUUCUUCUGAAGACGCUUGUAUCGGCACUAGAACAGCCUUCGGCGCUAAAGGCCUUGCCGGAUCUGGAUAUUGGGAGUCUGAAGCAGAUUAUGAGCGCCGAGGUUCGCAGUUCUGUGGGCCAUUUCUGUUCUACGUGGGAAAGGGGGGACCAACAAGACUGGGAUUCUCACCUGGCACCGCUACUGGCCACUCUCGAUUCGGCAGACAUCCUAGACCAAGCUGCCAUCUCCGAGGCUGUUGGCCCCUCGUUGCCGUGCUUGGUGGAUGCAAGCGAGCAGCUGUCGCUGGCUGGCUAUGAUAGCCACUGGGAUUUGAAGAUCCUGCUUGCAAGGCUCUUCGGUAAAGAACCAGAGAAAUCUAGUGCCACGGAUGGCAGGAUUCCGAGGCUGCAACGAAAACGGUCCACGCUUGAUCAGAAUGGUACAGGCGCCGCUGCUGGCGCCUUCGACAAAGCCAAGAUCUUGGAAUUCGUCGAUACUACGAUCCAAAAUGCGGACGAAGAUACGAAGCUCGAGUACCUCCGGACUUUACUCGCCAAGCUCGACGACGCUCCCGACACGACCUCGCAGUUGUUGUCGGCCUACCGGAUUGUCCAGCGUCUCGAAGGCAAGCCACACCAUGUUUGCCCUUUUCUCGAAAGCUUACUAACCGUCGUCCCAGGGCCCCAUGCAUCGCCAGCCUUCGCAGGCGAGUUCAGUCUCUCGACAGCCCACACGGCCCUCUGCAAGAGACUCCGCGCCUCCCGGACACCGGCCGAGUUCGUGCUGGUGGCGCAGCUCCUCCACGCGAUUCUCGAGAAGCCCGGCUGCAUGACGCAGUGGAACGUCGAGCUGACCCUCAGCACCGUCUCGGCGCUGAGCUCGCAGGCGGCGACGCACCCGGUCGUGUCGGCCCGCCCCGAGGCGUUCGGCUGGCUGUGCCGCCUCGCCCAGGCCGUCGUCAGGCGCCACCGCCUGCGCCUCGAGGGCCACCUCCACCUCGUCGUCGCCGCCCUGCAGUCCCUGCUCCGCACCCUGCUCACGCACCCCUACGCCUCUUCCGGCGGGGACGGCGCCGCGCCGGCGCCGGCGCCGGCGCGGUACCCACACUGGGAAGGGCACGCGCGGCUCCUCGCGCGCCUGCUCACGCUGGUGUGCGAGCCCAGCGCGGCGUCGGUGCAGCGAGGCGGAGGCGGGGGCGGAGGCGGGACGGGAGGCGGCGGUCGGCUCGACUCGGCGACGGAUGCGGCGAGGCGGUCGGCCGGCGGGCACAUGUACCUAGUGCUGAUGCUGUACGUGCGGCUGCAGCUGGAGCGGGACGUGCCGCGGGCCGUGAGGGAGGCGCUCGAGCCGGCGGCCUUCUCGGUGCUGGACAUCACGACGCCCGAGGGGAGGCGGAUCAUGAAUGAGGCGAUGGAUGCGAGCGGGAGGGUGGUCAUGAAGGAGAUGUAUAAGCGGUACCUCAAGUUUGGGAAGUGGAGCGGUGUGUGAGUGUGAGGAUUGUCGCCUGGCUGUUUGUGGUUUGCACAUGUCCUCAAUAUUCGUGAACCUGCUUCACCUUUCCAGGUUGACGGUUUCUGUUGUAUAUGAAUGGAGUGAGGUAGGAAGGUUUAUACAGUGUCGGGGAAAGGCCGUGAAUAAACGGUAUGAUAGCGAGUGCUAGUAACACAGAAGAGUGUGAACAGAAGAGCGGGCGUGUGUAUAUAGGGGCUGUAAGGGGGAAUAGAAACACACUAAACCGAAGUACCCAAAAGGAGUCCAACCAGAACCCUACGGGUUCAUGCCAUUCCAAAUCCAAAAUGCCAUUCGGACCAUCCCAAACCAAAACCACAAGAGAAAUAAAGGUACAAACCAACCAACCUCUCAACCCCCAAGACCGCCGCCCACAACCCCACCAGCACCAGCACCAAUCUCCCCACCGCCAGGCCAAAACACC